AUGCUUUUGGUUUCGCCAUUGCCGCCGAACGCCGCUGUAGCACUGUACUUUCUCUUUCUCUCAUCUAAAUUUGAACUGUUCAUGUUGAUUUCAUCUAAAAUAUAUCUCCUUGCAAGAAAACAGAAGAAAAUAUACGUUGAACUGCUUGAAGUGGCCCCCAUCACUUUGACCCUAAGCUUUUCGAGCAGUCCAUGGAUGCUAAGGAAUGGAAUACUUACAUCAGGAGAAUUUCUUAUCCAUAGAGGUCUAAUGGCUCUUGCUGACGUAUUAUGGGAGCCUUUCCUUGAACCCUGGAACUUCCAAGUAAGCUUAAGAAGAGAGCAAGGGAAAAGCACCCUUCAAAACAGCCCAGUCAUGACAGAUGUUCAUCUCGAGUCAAAAAUGAAUCUCAAUAUCAAUGUUACAGAAUCCUUCAUUGAGCCUGGUUCUUCAUAUCCAGUGUACAUUGAUGAUAAUACAGAUGAACAAACCUUUGGCUUUAAAUCUAGCCCUUCAAUUGACAAUCUAGGAGACAAAAAAUCCGCUGAUGCACAACAUCAUUAUAUAGUUAUUCAGCUUGAAGGAACUUCCACUUUGUCAACUCGUGUUUCUAUCGAUCUUGUUGGUGUCAGUAGUGGCUAUGUUGUUCCUGUAGUAAUUGAUGUUUCAGUUCAACGAUACACAAAUUUCGUCCGAUUGUACUCAACAGUCAUACUCACAAAUGCAACAACAAUGCCAUUUGAAGUCAGAUUCGAUAUCCAAUUUGGUGUAUCUCCCAAGAUUCUGGACCCUGUAGUAUAUCCAGGACACGAGUUUCCUCUUCCUCUACAUUUAGCAGAAUCAGGGUGUGAUCGAAUGUUCUUCAGCGAGAUAAUGAAAGAAGAUUCUGAUAUAAUGGGGUGUAUUAGCUCUAGAGUCAGACAUCUUGUCCAGCUUCAUUGCAAAAUUGGUGCACAACUCUAUGCAAACAACUCAUCUGUAGAUCAAAGUAUUGAAGACGAAAAAACAACCUCAGACACAUCUCUUUUUACAUUAUCCGAGGUCGAUAUAACAUUGACAGGUGGCGAAACCACACUGGCUCAACUAAGUGUUACACCUAGAAAAGAAGGCCGGCUAAAAGUAACUGGUGUGAGUUGGAAGUUAUCUGAUUCAAUGGUUGGAUUUUACGCUUUUGAACCGGAUUUAAUAAAAAAAAGAAUUUCUAAAGGAAGAAGGAAAGCUAAACAGAACACAAAUAAACUUGAAUUUUUGAGUCUACCCAGACUUGAGGGUAUUAUUAAUAACCUCCCAAGUACAGUUUAUACUGGAAAUUUGCAACGUCUUUCACUCGAACUAAGAAACUCUUCAGAGAUUCCUGUGAAGAAUCUAAAGAUGAAGAUCAGUCAUCCUAGGUUUCUAAACAUAGGAAACCCCGAAAAAUCAGAUGUGAACUUUCCCUCUUGUUUGGAGAAAGAAAAAACACCUUCACAAAAAGACAAAGACGCAGAUCUCGACACCACUAAGAAAUCCGACACCAUAUUCCAUUUCCCCGAGGAUACAAUAAUUCACAAGGAAACUCCCUUUGUUCUACCUCUUUGGUUUCGGGCAGCAACUCCGGGAAACGUGUCUUUGUAUCUGACAAUAUAUUAUGAAGUUGAAGACAAAUCUACUGCCAUGCGAUAUCGCACUUUGCGUACACAUCAUAUUUUGGAGGUUCUACCAUCUUUGGAUGUGUCAUUCAAUAUCAGCCCAUGUCCAUCAAGAUUACAAGAAUAUAUUAAAAUCUCCUUGAUCGAAUCCAUUCAAGACAUCAUCCCUUCUGGAAACUUAGCAUCUGGUCAAUCUCUUUCUUGCUUUCUUAAACUCAAGAAUUGCAAAACGCUUUUACUCAUGAUCCUCAGCUACUAUUUUUCAUCCAUACGCGUUGAGCCGGGUGAAAUCUGCAAGCCCAAAGAUGAAGUAUUUGGUAAUGCAGGACGCAUAACUGAACCAGAUUUACUUCUAAAACGAAGGUUUAGAAAAGAAUGGGAGGAAAGACUUACUGAGCAUUGA
Messenger RNA from Lactuca virosa, 2010 nucleotides. The record is from the annotation of a GenBank genome assembly. Lineage: Eukaryota; Viridiplantae; Streptophyta; Magnoliopsida; Asterales; Asteraceae.